CAAAACCCUAAAUUCGCUUCCCUGGAAAUUUCUGUAUUUUCUCCAAAAAUCUGCAUUUUUUUCCUUGUAAUUCUUGCUAGUUUAUAAUUUUUUUUUUCUUUUUUUUACAGAGAUUAAGUUGCAAGAACUGAAGCUCUGUAUGUUCUGUAUAAUGGUGCAGAUUUAACCAGAGAAUUUUGCUUCGUAGAAGGAGCUUCAUAACUGUAGCUCUUGAUCCUUGAAGAUUCCAGCGAAGUUGUAGGGUUUUUGCAGUUCUUUGAAUUUAUAGCUGUUUAAUUUCCAUUUUUUAUGCUACUUGUCUUCUAUUUUUUGUAUUUUGAGCUAAUUUUCUUCAAAACAUUUCAUUUGUUUUUUUGUAAGCUUCUGUUGUAGACUUACUGUUUGAGUUUUUCUGGGAACUUGAGUUUUCAAAGCUUGAAACUUCAAUUUGUUACAGGUUUUUGGGGUUUUAGUCUAGUUUAGUUUUCUGGGUUUUUUUUUUUCUUUCCCUUUUUCUCUUCUUUUGACUUCCUUUGAAAAUCUCUGAUCUAUGAAUGGAGGACAAAGAGGGAAUUAGCCCUAGUGGGGUCACAGUGAAGGGAAAUGAAGCUCCUGAUAGCUACCAUGUGGCCCCAAGAACUGAAAACCCUAGUUCUAGCCCGUUUCCCGGUCCCACAAUGGCGGCCACCGCUGCUCCUCCUGUUAGCGUAGCAAUGGCGGUGACCGGCACGGGCUCAAAGAUGAGAGAAACGAGGGAGACCCAGGAGUACGGUCCAGAUGGGACUGUCUCCACCGCGUUGUCACCGAUGCCUAUCUCAUCGUCGAUUCCGCUUAGCGGAGAGUUUUCUGCUGGGAAACGAGGUAGAGGGCGGCCGGUUGAUUCAGUCAAGAAGUCACACAAAUUUGAAUUUGAGACUUCAGGUGACCGAAUUGCGUAUUUUGUCGGUGCAAACUUUACACCCCAUGUAAUCACUGUUAAUGCUGGUGAGGAUGUAACAAUGAAAAUUAUGUCGUUUUCUCAACAAGGAUCUCGUGCCAUAUGCAUUCUCUCUGCAAAUGGUACAAUUUCAAAUGUUACACUACGUCAGCCUACUUCUUCUGGGGGUACUCUAACAUAUGAGGGUCGGUUUGAGAUUCUGUCCUUAUCUGGGUCAUUCAUGCCUACUGAGAAUGGAGGUACAAAGAGCAGAUCUGGUGGAAUGAGUGUCUCUUUAGCGGGCCCAGAUGGUCGUGUUCUUGGGGGAGGACUUGCUGGUCUAUUAGUUGCUGCUGGCCCCGUGCAGGUUGUUGUGGGCAGUUUCUUACCCGGUCACCAACAGGAGCAGAAGCACAAGAAGCAAAAAACUGAGCCUGCACCAGUUAUUACCCCAGCCAACAUAAAUGCCAUCCCCACAGAAGAAAUGAAAGUGACCUACAGUCAAAUAAAGCCAAUUCUCACACAUUCCUCAUCAUUCCACGGGGACAAUUCAGCUUCUCUGAACCCCAUCCAGGGUUUUCGAAACUCCAUUGUUGACAAUAAUAAAGAAUCUUCGACUGGAGAGGAAUCUAAAGGCACCAGCCAUUCAAACUGUGAUGUCUCCAGUUGAUCAUGCCUGUGUACGCAGAUCUUAUCUUCAUUGUUUUUCUGCAGAUACCACUGUGUAGUUCCGAAACCAUAUAAAGAAGAGAAGAAAAAAAAAAAGAAAAAAGAAAACUCGAACCGGCUGUUUACGAAGGAGAAACUAGGUGUUGACUUAGUGUUUGUUUUAACUGAGAAUUUACUGUGGUUAGGUUUAGGCAGAACUCUUGAUUAAUAGGAUGAUUGUGUCUGGCUGGCUGUUGUCAUGUAUUUUCUAAUGUUGUGGUGUUUAGUGUAGCAUUUUAGUUGGACUUGGAACCCAGUGUGCCAUUAUUCAUCUGAUUAAGCUCUUCUGUAUCUUCUGAGCCGAGUGAUUAAAUUAAGUUGAUGUUGCUUUCACCAA
Messenger RNA from Carica papaya (papaya), 1940 nucleotides. Its product is annotated as AT hook motif DNA-binding family protein. NCBI's taxonomy places the organism in Eukaryota, Viridiplantae, Streptophyta, Magnoliopsida, Brassicales, Caricaceae. Gene Ontology annotation, molecular function: minor groove of adenine-thymine-rich DNA binding. The record is from RefSeq and is a predicted model, not a curated record.